UACUGUGCGACGUACCUGAACGCAUGCGCAAGUUUCCUUUGGCGUAGAACUGUUAGCUCAUAUCGGUUUCUUCUUUUCUGGAUCCUGAACAAUAUUCAUCCGAAUCGAGCGAGGUUCGGGGCCGGCCCCCACAUCCGAACCGGGUCUGCAUUCGUCUGAAGGAUGGACCGGGACGAGGACGACUUCGUGUCCGGGAGCCGCUCAGAUGACGGCGGCGGUACUCCGGUCCAGGACGAACACCCGCUGUCAGACGGCGAGGAGGAGACGAGGAGCCCCAGCCGCCAGUCGGAGGAUGAAGGCACCAACGAUGAAGACCCGCCCCCUGCUACGGAGAGGGGCGGGGCCAGCGGCUCUGACAGCGACUCUGAGGCCCCCGGGAGCCCCAACAACGAGAACAAAAGCGACUCUGACGGCGAGGCCCCGCCCCCUGCUGACAGCGACGACGACUCUCCGGUGAAACGGCGGUCCAGCGGCUCAGAGGACGAGGAGUCGCCGCAGAAACGGCGCCUCAGCGGCUCGGACAACGAGGAUCACUCGUCCCCCGUCAAACGCCGGGGGAGCAGCUCGGACCUGGAGGAGGGGGCGGAGUCACCCAAACCCGCCCCAAACUCCGACUCAGAGGACGAGGACGCCAAAGCGCCGGCGUUGCCGAACAGUGACUCUGACGCCGAGACGGCGAGCAGGAGGAAGAGCGCCCAGAUAGACUCUGAGGAAGAGGAGAAGCAGGAGGAGGGGCGCGGGGGGGGCAAGUGGACGGGAGUCAUGGAGUCUGACAGCGAGGAGGAGGGGGAGGGGGGGCGCCAGAGGAGCGCUGCUGCUGGGAGUGAUGAAGAGGAGGAGAAGAGGAGGGACGACAGCGAGGAGGAGAAACCAGCCAAGAGGAAGAAGGCCGUCCUGUCGGACAGCGAGGACGAGGAGGAGGAGAAGGCAGACAAACCAGCGCCGAAGAGGAGCCGGGCCGUUUCAGACGAGGAGAACUCGGACAGCGACGACUCGGUGGGUCCGGACAGGAGCCUGGCGGCCAAGCUGAAGGAGCUGGGCUCGGACAGCAGCAGCGAGGACGAGCGCGAGGGGGCGGGGCCAGGGAAGCAGCAGGACAAGGAGAAGGCGCUGUUCGGGAGCGACAGCGAAUCCGGAGACGAGGAGGAGAAAAUGAUCGCUGACAUCUUCGGGGAGUCCGGAGACGAGGAGGAGGAGGAGUUUACGGGCUUCAACCAGGAAGACCUGGAUGCCGACAAGAAGGAGUCCAAGGAGCGGCCGCAGGUGGAGGAGUCGGACUCUGACGAGGGCGUGGAGCGCGGCGGGCAGGACACCAGCUUCAUGUCCGACUUCGACGUGAUGCUUGCCAAGAGGAAGGCCAUGAACAGCCGGCGCCGGCGGCACCGCGACGGCGGCACCUUCAUCAGUGACGCCGACGACGUGGUCAGCGCCAUGAUCACCAAGAUGAACGAAGCCGCCGAGGAGGACCGGACGCUGAACAAGCAGAAGAAGCCGGCGCUGAAGAAGCUCACGCUGCUGCCGCAGGUCGUCAUGCACCUGAAGAAGCAGGACCUGAAGGAGACCUUCAUCGACAGCGGCGUGAUGUCGGCCAUCACGGAGUGGAUCAGCCCGCUGCCGGACAAGUCGCUGCCGGCUCUGAGGAUCCGGGAGGAGCUGCUCCGGAUCCUGCAGGAGCUUCCCAGCGUCAGUCAGGAGACGCUGAAGCACAGCAAGAUCGGCCGCGCCGUCAUGUUCCUGUACAAACACCCCAAAGAGUCCCGCCCCAACAAGGACCUGGCCCUCAAGCUGAUCAACGAGUGGUCACGGCCCAUCUUCGGCCUGACGUCCAACUAUAAGGGCAUGACGAGGGAGGAGCGCCAGCAGAGGGACCUGGACCAGCAGAUGCCGCAACGCCGGAGGCUCAGCUCCGGGGGUCAGACGCCACGCCGGGACCUGGAGAAGCAGCUGACCGGAGAGGAGAAAGCCCUGCGGCCCGGCGACCCCGGGUUCUGCGCCAGGGCCCGAGUCCCGAUGCCCUCCAACAAGGACUACGUGGUCCGGCCCAAAUGGAACGUGGAGGGCGAGUCCAGCAGGGGUCCCGUGAAGAAGGGCAUGUCCCGCGUCGACAAACAGAUGCGCAGAUUCGCAGACAUCCGGCGCUUGACCAAGCCGGGUCACGCCGUGAAGAUCAGCGUGGAAGGAAACCGGAUGCCGCUCUGAUGCUCAGAUUUCUCUGUUUUGUAGGAUUAUUUGUUUUAAUGUUUUGUUUGUCAGACCCCGCCCCCUUCCAGUCGCUCCGGCUCCUCAGGUCCAGCUCUGCCUUACAGGAGAACCUCAGCCCGAAUGUGAAUCUCUGCCUGUGAGAGGAGGAGCCGGUCCGUUCAGCUGCAGCAGCAGCAGCUGGUUUUAUUGCAGUUUGAUUAAAUGUACCAAACGCUGGUGACAGACGACUCUUUUAUAUGUGAGGAAUCAUAAAACGUCAGAAACGCUC
Molecule: messenger RNA, 2470 nt
Organism: Oryzias melastigma (Indian medaka)
Lineage: Eukaryota; Metazoa; Chordata; Actinopteri; Beloniformes; Adrianichthyidae
Product: interacts with SUPT6H, CTD assembly factor 1
Exons: 15
Coding region: 163-2199 (678 amino acids)
Biological process (GO): poly(A)+ mRNA export from nucleus
Cellular component (GO): nucleus
Source: RefSeq, a predicted model, not a curated record